AUUCACCCGCCUCGCCCGGCCAAGAGCGUGCGCCCUCUGUCCCCCACCACCACCUCUCCUUCUUGCAGCUUAAAUGCUUGACAGACCGCUCCGAUCUCGCCGUCGCCGGGCGAAGCACCGAAAUGACGUGAUCCCCGCUUUCCAUCCACCACCCUCAUCACUGCAGUCUGCAGCUGCCGCUCUUGAAAAACCACACCACCUUCCUCCCUACAUCCGCUCAUACUCCCUCACCGCUCCACUCUCCUCCAUCCCUCUGCCCACCAACCAUACCAGCGCAAUGCAGCCGCCUGCCCUUCUCCCGCUCCUCCUCCUAGUCGCCGCCCUCGCCGUCUCCCGUCACCACUCCCGGGCGGCGGCAGCGGCGGCCACCGAGACGCUCGACGUCGCCGCCUCCCUCUCCCGUGCCCGCGCCGCGCUCUCCACGGACGCCAUCUCGCUCCACCAGUCCGCCGCCGAGGCCUCCUCCAUCUGGAAGCACUCAGGGUCGAGGAAGGACAGUGGCCUGAUGCUGUGGCUCCACUCCCGGGACUUCCUGCCGCAGGAGCAGGGGCAGCACCAGAGCUACCGCUCCCUCGUCCUGUCCCGGCUGCGCCGCGACGAGGCGCGCGCGGCGGCGGUGUCGGCCCGCGCGGCGCUGGCGGCGGACGGGGUGACCCGCUUGGACCUGCGCCCCGCCAACGAGUCCGCGGUGUUUGCGGCCUCCGCGGCGGCGAUACAGGGGCCCGUGGUGUCCGGCGUCGGGCAGGGCAGCGGGGAGUACUUCUCGCGCGUCGGCGUCGGGAGCCCCGCGCGGCAGCUCUACAUGGUGCUCGACACCGGCAGCGACGUCACGUGGGUGCAGUGCCAGCCCUGCGCCGACUGCUACCAGCAGUCCGACCCGGUGUUCGACCCCUCGCUCUCCACCUCCUACACCGCCGUAUCCUGUGACUCCCCGCGCUGCCGCGACCUCGACGCCGCCGCGUGCCGCAACUCCACCGGCGCGUGCCUCUACGAGGUGGCCUACGGCGACGGCUCCUACACCGUCGGGGACUUCGCCACCGAGAUGCUCACGCUCGGGGAUUCGCAGCCGGUCAGCAACGUCGCCAUCGGCUGCGGCCACGACAACGAGGGGCUCUUCGUCGGCGCCGCGGGGCUGCUGGCGCUCGGCGGCGGCCCCCUUUCCUUCCCGUCCCAGAUCUCCGCCACCACCUUCUCGUAUUGCCUCGUCGACCGAGACUCCCCGUCCGCGUCCACGCUCCAGUUCGGCGACGGCGGCGGCGACCCCGACGUGGUCACCGCGCCACUCCUCCGCAGCCCGCGCACCAACACGUUCUACUACGUCGGCCUGUCGGGCAUCUCCGUGGGCGGGCAGGAGCUCUCCAUCCCGUCCUCCGCGUUCGCCAUGGACGCCUCCGGCGCCGGUGGCGUCAUCGUGGACUCCGGCACGGCCGUGACCCGGCUCCAGUCCUCGGCCUACGCGGCCCUCCGCGACGCGUUCGUCAGCGGCACGUCCUCGCUGGCCCGGACCUCGGGGGUGUCGCUGUUCGACACGUGCUACGACCUAUCGGACCGUACCAGCGUGGAGGUCCCCGCGGUGGCGCUGCGGUUCGAGGGCGGCGGGACGCUGCGGCUGCCGGCGAAAAACUACCUGAUCCCCGUGGACGGGGCCGGCACCUACUGCCUGGCGUUCGCACCGACGAACGCGGCGGUGUCCAUCAUCGGGAACGUGCAGCAGCAGGGCACGCGUGUCAGCUUCGACACCGCCAAGGGCACCGUCGGCUUCACCCCGAACAAGUGCUAGCUUAGCUUAGCUUAAGCUACGGUAUUAGUGGAGGGUUUUAAUUAGCGGCCGAGCGGAGUGAUUAGUGGAGGUACUUAAGCGGAGUGGGGCCGAGAGGGGAGGCCUGGGGAGAAGCGAAAGGCAAAGGCGAGGACAGGUGAUACUCCUACCAUGCCAGCCAGCCUGUGCGAUGGGUCUAGUGUUUUCUUGGUCUUUGCACGAUGGCUGUGUGCCCUGCGUAUCGUUGGGUUGGGCUGGGUUCGGGUGUGCAUGGAUGGAUAUGCGUGCGUCGAACCGAAUUACUCAUGAUUUCAGUUGAUUUUAUGGCGACGAAAUGAACGUUUCCGGAUCCAAUACUUAGAAACAUGCAAGUAAAGUGUAUUCUGCUAGUGCUGAAUCCAUAACAGAAAUGACUGUAUUCGGGAUUGGCUUACUAGCUGUUUGAGUGUCUUAUUAAGCUGUUACAUGAGAUAUUUAAAGGUGUAUGUAGCUCUUACGUGUGAUUUUAAUAAUUAAUGAUAAUAUUUAUGGAUUAAUUAUGUUGUUGAGAA
This is a messenger RNA of Phragmites australis (common reed), 2310 nucleotides long. RefSeq names its product protein ASPARTIC PROTEASE IN GUARD CELL 1-like. Gene Ontology annotation, biological process: proteolysis. Bases 74 to 1780 code for a protein of 568 amino acids. The record is from RefSeq and is a predicted model, not a curated record. NCBI's taxonomy places the organism in Eukaryota, Viridiplantae, Streptophyta, Magnoliopsida, Poales, Poaceae. Gene Ontology annotation, molecular function: aspartic-type endopeptidase activity. The transcript has 2 exons.